Drosophila takahashii is the source of this 1859-nucleotide messenger RNA. It is a transcript of the gene lms, whose product is annotated as lateral muscles scarcer. The record is from RefSeq and is a predicted model, not a curated record. Gene Ontology annotation, biological process: regulation of transcription by RNA polymerase II; central nervous system development; neuron differentiation. Gene Ontology annotation, molecular function: RNA polymerase II cis-regulatory region sequence-specific DNA binding; DNA-binding transcription factor activity, RNA polymerase II-specific. Lineage: Eukaryota; Metazoa; Arthropoda; Insecta; Diptera; Drosophilidae. Gene Ontology annotation, cellular component: nucleus.
GCGCUCUGUUGUCUGCGGGACGAAAUAGCGAUACGGGUUUUCAAGAAUUUAAAUUUCGCACUAUAUCGGUGGAAAUAUGAAUUCGCAAUCGGCAGUGCGGCGUUACCCACACAGUUUCUCCAUCGAACAAAUUCUGGCCAAGCCGGAAAUGCGUAGCUCCAAUUCCUUUCAGGAAUCCGAGCAGGAUGAGAGUGCUCGCAGUGGCCUAUGUGGUAGUGUUUCGCGUGUUUCCAGUCCAGCCACAUCGAGUUGUUUGGAGGAUAACUUAGACGACGGCAAAAGUGAUAUCGAUCUGGCUUCAGACGAUGGAAACGGCCUCGGCGAUGACCGCAAGAAGCGUCCGAGAACCGCCUUUUCGGCAGCCCAAAUCAAAGCCCUGGAAACCGAGUUCGAGAGGGGAAAGUAUCUAUCGGUGGCCAAGCGAACAGCACUGGCCAAGCAGCUGCAACUCACAGAAACGCAGAUAAAGAUCUGGUUCCAAAACCGGCGGACCAAGUGGAAGCGCAAGUACACCUCGGACGUGGAGACGCUGGCCUCGCAUUAUUACGCUCAGCUGGGAAUCGGGGGAUUGGCCAGACCCAUGGUGGUCGGAGAUCGGCUGUGGCUCUUUAGCCAAACGCCAACGGGUCCCACGCCCAUUCAGUCCAUCAUGCUGAAUGGUAACGGAUCUGCCGCCCCCAUGGCGUCGGCGGCGGCCACCGGAUCACCAAUGCGUCCGUAUCCGACGAGUGGCGGGAUGCCACCAUUGCCGGGGCCCAGUGUGAUGGAGAGUGCCCGCAAUGCGAUCCUGGCACGGGGACAGCCCCUGAACUUUGCCCUGCCCUUUGGAGUGGCCAAGCCAACGGCGGGAGGUGUGCCCUCCACCAGCUACAUCCCUCGCUGCAAGUCGUAUGCCGGAAGCUAUGUGGAUUACGCGGCAUCCCUUCCUCCAAACGAGGCUUAUCUGCAGAUGAAGUACGCCACACUGCCGCCGGAAACGGAAGGCGGCUCCUCCUCCAAUGGAUUGGCCGAACUGGAACGAGUUUUCGGAGAUGCAAACGCCAACUUCCUACAGCAACGAAGCACUCCAGCCACUGGAGCAGCCACGUCCUACGGCCAUGAGGGAUUAAAUCAAGCCCAAAGGAGCCGAAGACCCACGCAAUCAGAGUCCGAGUGCAGCGACAUCGACUGCGAGCAGCUGGACGAGGAUGAGGAGCCACCGGCUACGGAGUGAAAACACAGCGUUUUAUCUUUAGAAUUUAUGUUCCGUACCGUCUUUCUCACACACAAAAAUAUGCUCAUACAAAGGGUAGUCAUAGGGGGUAGAGUACAUGUCUUCUCUGUGUAGAUUCCAUUACAACUAGCUGAGAGUGGCACACUUUCAGACCUGCCCGGGAUUAUUGGCUCACCCCUGGCGGCUCAGCACUGGUCUAGUUCUAGUUCUAGCGCUAGUUUGCUAUUCUAUGUUACAUUGUGGGUCGGGUAUUGUUUACUGACUGGCUCUCAACAAUUAAUAAAUGUAAAUUAAUUAAUCAAAAAUCACAAAUCACAAAUAUUACACGUCCGUUGCCGUUAGAACUCGAGUUGGAUCAACUUAAAUGCUAAAAGUUACAAGCUGAAUACUAUAACUUAACCAUUGCUAUACAUAUUUGCCAUUUAACAUGCUAAAUUGAAAAUGAGCGAUAGAGAGCUGUAACAAAAGCGAACGACACUGACAUAUUUACAAUUCAUUGCGUUGCUUGUGUGGCGUGCUAGAAUGGAACACUUUUGGCUCAUGCAACACACACAGUUCGGUUAACUACUAUACAUAUUGGAGACUCAUUUGAUUUGAUUUUGUUACGCCAACAGUAGGCUUGAAAGUCGGGGAGUUGAUGGUUACA